Molecule: messenger RNA, 2133 nt
Organism: Fonsecaea monophora
Lineage: Eukaryota; Fungi; Ascomycota; Eurotiomycetes; Chaetothyriales; Herpotrichiellaceae
Exons: 7
Coding region: 1-2133 (710 amino acids)
Source: RefSeq, a predicted model, not a curated record
AUGUCAGAGAAGAAAAGAGUGCACGGUGCUCCACUAAUCUACACUCCCAUGGAUUCUUCUGGUAACGAUUUCUCUCAAGACCCAUCGGGGCUACAACAUCUUGUUUGGAAUGACACCACCGGCUGGAGCUCAGAGUUCUGGCCGGAAUGGCCCGAUACGCUUGGGCUUGAGCUUCUUGACGAUGUUGUCAAUCCAUCAAGUUCGACUCACCAACACAAUGUGGACAAUGCCAACGUUGCUCAACUUUCCCUGCCAUCUCUUGACCACGAACUAGCACCUGCUCUGUCUGGCUAUCAUCCUGAGUUGCCUACCAUAGCUGGAGCAAGGGAUCCGUUCUUUGGAUCUCUCGAGCCUCUGCCAUUCUCUGAUGUUACUCUCGAUGAUCUUGUUGCCGCAGGCCCUCAUCCAGUCGCCACACCUCAAGAUAUUGAGCAAACUUCCCAUCUGCUUCAUCCGCAGUCACACCCAUGCGACACACUCACAGUCGGCAGGACACUUACACCGUCAACUGUGCAAGUCCUGAACACUAGACGGACAAGCCCGCAAAGCAGCGCAACCGCGCAGCCUGACUCAGAUACGACAAUAAACUUGGAGCCCCCGAUCGCUCGUCAUGGUCAGAGUGGUCAGAGGGUGGGACGCCGUAAACGGGGCAACACUUCACCCGAGAACGCUCCAUCGGACGAGCCUAUGACCAAGCGGCGAACUCUACCUUCCAGCAACCCCAAAUUUACAUGGAACGUGAAGGACGGCAGUCAUUCAAGCUUCAUCACCUUUGAUUCAGCUGCAAACGGUAAGGCGAAGAACCGUAGAUCGGCCUUCACACCCCAGAAGAGGAAGGAUGUUGCAGAGCUGCGCAAGCGAGGCGCCUGUUUCAAAUGUAAAAUGUGGCGGAAAGCGUGUGAUCUUGGUACUCCCUGCCAGAAUUGCAAGAAUGAUCCGGAUAAAUGCCGUGAUCCGACGGUCGUUUUCAGCCAGCCUUGCUUCCGCUUGGAUCUCACGCAAUGCGGCUUCUUUCGCCUGAAAUCUGCCUUGUGGCGCCAACCACUUCGUGAGAGCAUGAGAUGGAUCUCGAAAUCACAGGUGCAACUAAGCGUACAGUCGACGUCCCUCCGCGAGGUUCAAGGGCCUUUUUUCGAAGUAGGAUGCUGUCAUUACUCCCCCGAGGUGGAUGAUAUCGUCCAAAGGAAAUGGGGACCAGAAACUCACCAAGUUCUGUCCAUUCCAACCUACUGCGCCUUCGAUCUGAGCGCCCUUCGAUCACGCCUAGCCGACAUAGUGGAAGACUACCGUACUUAUCAGCUCGGUCUAUUUAAUCAAGAUGCCGAAGAAUUCCCCGACAUUGUCAUCGCAACGCUAAGAGUCGCAAGCCGUCACGAGGCCAAACACCCGCUACUACGUGCAGCUGUGAGACUCUGGAUGGGAGCAAGGUUCCUGGCCGCACCCCGCUCCCUUCGUGGCAGGGAAACCCUCGGCUUGGAACCAAUCCAGGAUCCCACGGCCCAUGACAAGGACUACAUUCCCAUUCCUCCGAUGCUGGACUACCAAAUUGACACAUGCACGAUUAAUUGGAUGCAAGAGGUGACUAAGACUAUGCUCAAGGAACUCUGGAAGGCCUUACUGCGAAAAAACAAAGGCGAUUGGUUCCUGGUGUUCCUUAUCAUUUUCGUCCUGCUCAAUACAGCAGAGAUUGCGUAUGAAGCACAAUUACUCUACGUGCUCGAGCAUGGAGGCGCGGAUGCUGGCUAUUUUGGUCGGCAUAUAGAGCGGUUCUCUCGCCCCAUGCUGGAGCAGUGGAAGUGGUCUGCUCAACAUCUAGUAUUUGUCUUUCGGUACUAUAUCAGGCGAUGUUCCUUUGAGGAUGCUCCCAUCUUCUCACUCUCGCAAUUUGAGGAUGCGGCUGAAUGCGCGAAGCUUGACGGCACGGACCGUGAGUACUACAAGCGGCUCAUGGGAUGGCGUGAUGAUAUCCUGCAGCUGGAGCUGCAGCAGCGGCAGAAUGGAGGGUCAUCGACCACUGAAGAAGCACCCGUGAAGCAGACUUCGUGGUGCCGACAACUCUUGUUCGGGUUUGCUGAGAUCACUGACGAAUGGCCGACAAGGAUUGCCCAACAAGAGCACUCAUCCCUGGGCUAG